Filobasidium floriforme is the source of this 1937-nucleotide messenger RNA. RefSeq names its product SKIP/SNW domain-containing protein. Gene Ontology annotation, biological process: mRNA splicing, via spliceosome. Lineage: Eukaryota; Fungi; Basidiomycota; Tremellomycetes; Filobasidiales; Filobasidiaceae. The coding region runs from base 43 to 1845 and encodes 600 amino acids. Gene Ontology annotation, cellular component: spliceosomal complex. The transcript has 7 exons. The record is from RefSeq and is a predicted model, not a curated record.
GCUUGACAACACCAUCUCAUACCCUCAUAAGCUGCUGCAAUCAUGGCCGCUCUAGCUCGCUCCCUCCCAGCGCCGCUACACAACCCCAUCUCAUCCUACAACGACUCUCCCUCGGGGUCCAACCUCCCGGACCUCUCUCUCCUUCCCAAACGAGGCUCUCAUAUCCCAGCUUAUGGGAAGAGAAAGGGAUGGAAGCCCAAGUCGGACGAGGAUUUCGGGGAUGGAGGGGCUUAUCCUGAAUGUUGGGUGGCGCAGUACCCUUUGGAUAUGGGCAGGAAGAAGGGCAAGACCGGAGGAACGCUCGCUCUCCAGGUAGACGGGCAGGGGAACGUGAGGUACGAUGCGAUCGCUCAGUACGGUCGGAAAGAGGGCCAGACGGUGCACAGCAGCGCUCGAGAUCUUGUCCCUCUUGCCAAACGAGAAGACCUCAAGGACAAGUCCCUCGAAAGACCUUCGGAAUCAGCCGUCAUGUCCACCGCUGAACGGACCCGUCUAGCUCUCGAAUCCAUCACUUCCGGCAAGAUCGCCGCCGCCCGUCCAUCCACCGUCACCCUCAAAGACAACGCCGCCUCGGAAUACAUCCGCUACACCCCGGCGUCUACCUCUGAUGAGGGUAAACAACGUAUCAUCAAGAUGUCCACCGUAGCCGAAGAUCCUCUCGAACCGCCCAGGUUUAAACAUAAAAAGAUCCCCAGGGCGAACGAUGAGCCACCUCCACCCGUCAUGCAGAGUCCGCCGAGGAGGGCGACGGUGCAGGAACAGAAGGAUUGGCAGAUCCCGCCUUGUAUCAGUAAUUGGAAGAACAACAAGGGUUACACGAUCCCCCUGGACAAGCGUUUGGCGGCGGACGGUCGAGGUUUGCAGGACAUCCACAUCAACGACAACUUUGCCAAAUUCUCCGAAGCGCUCUACAUUGCCGAUCGACACGCCCGUGAAGAAGUCCGAGAACGAGCUCUGAUGCAACAACGUCUCGCUCAAAAGGAAAAGGCCGCCAAGGAAGAGAACCUGCGUCUCUUGGCCCAACGGGCGAGAGAAGAGAGGUCGGGAAUCACUACGGCUGCUGCAGGGGAUGUCAAGCCCGUCGAAAGAGGGGUUGGAUUGGGAGGAUACGGAUCGGACAGUGAUAGCGAUAGCGAUAGCGAUAGCGAUGCUAGCGAUGCCACUGCCAAGAAGCCGGGCAAGAAGUCGGUUGCCGCGUCGUCAGAGGAGGACGAGGAUAGCGAUGAUGAGGCCGCCAAGGAGCGUGAAAAGAUCAGGCGGGAAAAGAGGCAGGAACGAGAGAGGGAGAUGAGGUUAAACAACAUGGGUUCAGAGCAGAGGGCCAAGAUGUUGAUGAAGGAACAAAACCGAGACAUCUCCGAAAAGAUCGCGCUCGGUCUCGCCAAACCCACCACAUCCAAGGAGAGCAUGUACGAUUCGCGUCUCUUCAAUCGAGAAGCCAACCAAGCGAGCAUGGGCGAUUCCGGCUCGUACAACGUCUACGACAAGCCGCUCUUCAACGCUCAGAACGCCGCGGCCGCCAUCUACCGUCCUCGAGGUAACAACCGGAACGACGAGGCCUUUGGAGGCGGGACCGAAGAAGGGAUCUCGAACGCGCUCGAAAACGAUCGAUUCGGAUUGGGAGCUUCCAAGUUUGUCGGGGCUGCCGAGGCUGGCAAGGAAGAUCGAAGUGGGCCCGUCGAGUUCGAAAAGGACGUCAGUCUCAAUAUGGGUCAGGUUCAGGGGAUGGAAGGUCAGCAGGAUCCGUUCGGACUCAACCAGUUCAUGGGGGAUGCCGUUGCCGGAAAGAAGCGUGGGCUGGAUACUUCGGGCGCUUCGUCCAGCAAGCGUGUACGACAGGACUAGUAUGCCUUGAAUUGCGACACUUUCGGAUUUGGACGUGGCAUUGUAUCGGUUCCAACCUGUUUCUUUAUAUUAUACAAAUCAAUGCUUUUGAC